Molecule: messenger RNA, 819 nt
Organism: Marmota flaviventris (yellow-bellied marmot)
Lineage: Eukaryota; Metazoa; Chordata; Mammalia; Rodentia; Sciuridae
Source: RefSeq, a predicted model, not a curated record
AUGCCUGAGGUCCCAGCUGCCGGCCUCUGGCCGUUCCUGCUCCUGCUGGCUGUCCAGGUCAGCGCGGUUGCCAGCUCGACCCAACCCUGGCACUGUGCGCCCUGCUCCGCAGAGAGGCUCGCGCUCUGCCCACCAGUGCCCUCCUCGUGCCCGGAACUCUCCCGGCCUGCUGGCUGUGGCUGCUGCCCUAUGUGUGCCCUGCCUUUAGGCGCUGCCUGCGGCGUGGCCACUGCACGCUGUGCCAGGGGACUCAGCUGCCGUGCGCUGCCGGGAGAACCUCGGCCCCUGCACGCUCUUACUCGGGGUCAGGGCGCCUGCGUGCCUGAGCCUGCCACCCCCACCGCGAGUGGACUCUCCAGCAUUGAAGAAAAAGAAGCUAAGGCCUCCAUGGUCCCCGAGAGAGUGCCUCCUGAGAGUGUGGAGAUGACUGAAGAGCAGCUAUUAGAGAAUUUCCACCUAAUGGCCUCCUCCAGGGAGGAUCAGCCCAUUCUUUGGAAUGCCAUCAGUACCUACAAAAGCAUGAGGGCCCGUGAGAUGGCCGACAUAAAAAAAUGGAAGCAGCCCUGCCGACGAGAACUCUACAAAGUGCUGGAGAGAUUAGCUAAGGCACAACAGAAAGCAGGAGAAGAAAUUUACAAAUUUUAUCUGCCAAACUGCAAUAAGAAUGGAUUUUAUCAGAGCAAACAGUGUGAGACAUCGCUGGAUGGAGAGGCAGGACUGUGCUGGUGUGUCUACCCUUGGAGUGGGAGGAGGAUCCUGGGAUCUCUGGAGAUCAGAGGGGACCCCAACUGCCACCAGUAUUUUAAUGUGAAAAACUAA